UUGUUCGUUCGUAAUAAUAAAGGAAAUUUACAGCGUAUGCACAGCUGUCGAUAACGAUCUGUCCUUUAUUUGCAGUUGGACUGCUCGCGUUGAAGCUGUCGUUCUAUUUUAUAAUGUCAAACGGCUUGUUUCACCAAAGCUGCAAUUAUUCUCAACAUUUGAAACCCGGGAGCACCUAUUAUGUGUACAAUUCUGACUAUCCCGACGUCUCCAACGGUCGACAGCACUGCAAGUGGAUCGCGAAAAGUGAUUACCGCGUUAGAUUGACGUGCAACAAUUUCAACAUACCAUGGAACCUUAGAUGCGCCUUAGAUAAACUAACCGUGUAUGUGAACGACUCCGUGUCUUAUUCUUAUUGCGGCAACGAGACAUUUAGCGUAGAAUCGACAGGAGAAUUAAUGACCAUUGAAUUAUCAAUCUCCCUCUGGUCGUCGGGAGUUAAGUUCCUGUGCGAGUUACAAGCGCUCGACGAAAUAGGGAAUGACGAUUGCAGAUGCGGAUGGAAAAAGCCGACGAAGAUAGUAGGAGGCAUGGAAACUGGCGUGAACGAGUACCCCAUGAUGGCUGGCCUCGUCGAUCCUUUUCAGCGAGACGUAUUCUGCGGGGCGACUAUUAUCUCCGAAAGACACGUAAUAACCGCCGCGCAUUGUUUGACCGAUAGAAACCCAAAUAAUAUUGGCGUACUUGUGGGAGAUCACGAUCUCAGCACAGGUGCAGAUACAAAUGCCUCGCGCCUCUACACUGUUUCCAGAUUUUACGUGCACCCUGUUUAUAAUAGCGUAUCCUUGGAAAAUGACAUAGCUAUAGUAAUGGUGAAUUCCGUUAUAAGUUUCAGCGAAGAGAUUGAACCGGUUUGUCUUCCGUUUCAACAUCAGUACGACUCUUUUGCAGGAAGUUACGUGGAAUUGUUGGGUUGGGGAACGACACAGUUCGGAGGAACAAAGUCUACAACUUUACAGAAGGUUACGUUAACCGUGAUUACGAAUCGGGAUUGUCGUCGAGAGUAUCCGAAUGUUUCAUACAGUCAACUGUGCACUUACGGGAGAGGAAAAGACGCGUGUCAGUUCGACAGCGGUGGUCCCGAUCUUUGGCAGAAUCCCACGACGAAGCGAGAGGUUCUCGUGGGUAUCAUCAGUUCCGGGUUCGGUUGCGGCAAUGAUGAGCCAGGAAUCAACACGCGUGUCGGUACAUACAUAGAUUGGAUCUUAGCUGUAACGCCGGGUACCCAAUACUGCAUGCCCGAAUAAGAAGCGUGCAUGUAAACGGAAAUGUAUAAAGAUUUGCUUACAAUUUAUUAUCUUAGAUAUUCUUCCAAUUUACCGCGGGUUAUUUAUACGUGAUGCAUUUUUAAGAUUGUCAUUUCUCAUCUGAUUAUUUAUGUAAUUUUUAUGUAAUUUCGAAGUUACGCCAAUUAAUACAAUGCUUUUGGCUCACGUAAUAUUUGGCAUACGCAAUAUUAAUUUACGGACCGAAAUGUAUAUUCUUGAUUUAUCCUCAACGUGGUACAUCAAAAUGCACUUCAUCUGCUUUUAAAAUGCUAUAAUCAAUAUCAAUUUGAAUUACACAGUUAAUAAUUAAUAACAGACUGCAGAUGCAUGUCAAAUAGCUUCGAGCGAAUAUUUGUAACAAUAUAUUUUUACAUGUGUGCACCGCAUUAGUACGUGCUGGUAUAAACGAUGUUCCGAAAUAAUUGGAUUUGCUUAUUCAUUGGAAAGAGUUACGGGACGUAAAUUGCGCACGACGGUUCCAACACAUCAUUAUUUCACCCGAUAUACGUGUGCACGCUUACGAGAACUUUGAUUGUCCUUAAUAGGGAUUUCCAUGGUGUAGAAGGAUCAACAUUGACGACUCGUAAACAAUGUCUCAUUAUUAAUAAAUUCCUGAAUGAGGAUGUGACGUGAAACCGUCUAUGGGAGGGAAUGGUCUAUGGUAAACGUCCACUUACACCGACCAAUGUAGUAUCACAUUAGCUUACUUGCCAUGGCGCAAUGUGUACCGAAGAUUUAUAUCAUGCUCUUACUGCGAGGGGGGUACAGAAAUAAAAUAUGCAACAUGAAUAAAGACAGUACGAUACUCUGAUAAAAUUGCAGACUGCAAGAAGUGAUCGACUGACGAAGAAGUUUUUGCCACAGAAAUCGAUUCUCCUAAACUGUUGUGUUGUUUUAUCUCACUCCUGCUUGUGUCGAUCGAUCUCUCUCGCAAGGUCGUAUCUCGAUUUUAUGCAAUUUUUCGGUUUUUGUGCUCGAACGCUCAUUCUCGACCAGAAAUUGCAUAAAAUCGAGAUACGACCUUACGAGAGAGAUCAGUCGAUAUACCAAAAAUGAAUAAUAUUUAUAUUUUUCAUACGUUCACAAAAAUAUAUUCUGUCGUGCCGUUAUAACGAGUAUUCUCGCGGAACAAAUCUUUUACGAGCGCGUAUCAGUAAUAAUAGUUUCGUGAUUGCGGCAUACAUUUAUUAAACAAAUUGAUUUCUUCGAUAUGCAUCGCGGUAAUGCAUCCUUGACAUAGUUGUUGACCCAAUGAUAGUACGCAAAUAGAUAUAUUCUUCUCAUUGUGACAGAACUCUAAUAUGAAAAACUGUUCGCGAGAAAAUACGCUUUUCCUAAGGGAGAUUGAAAUAUUUUACAUUACCAGAGAUAUUAUUGACAAACCCAAUUGUAUUUUGGAAAAACCAGAUGGUCUAGUUGCUUCUAUUUCAUACAUCCUUGCAAACUUGACAGAUUAAAAAUGUUCUCAACUAAUGAUAUUCUCUCUCUUUCUCUUUCUUUGUAAAAAAAUUAAAAAUUAAAAUGUAACGUUCAAUGUCAAGAAUCGAAUAUUUCAUCGUGAGAACUUGGUGAACUAGGCCCGUUACCGGUUCACGGCUUGUAUAAUCCUCGUUUAUUCCUGAGGGACACGGUACCAUUCAGAAUAAUAAUACAAAAAUACCUUACACCGAGGCGCAGAAAGAAAUUGAAUGACCAUUGUGAGGACGGGCUUGUAUAACCACUUUAGUAUGCGAUGCUAGAUGAAUGGUAAAGGUACGAGCGUAGGUACCUACGUCCUUAUUUUACGCGCGAAGGAUGUGCGCGGCGAAAGAUGAUCUGCUCGCCGUGAAUUCUUCCUUUCGAGUUUCAAUUUCUGCAGCGGUAAAAAAUAAAGCUGGGCUCUCUCGUAAACAGGAAGAAAAAUCAUAAUCAAAUCCUGUGCGUCAUUCGCGACCACCAUCGUUCGGUCGCCCAUCGCAUUUAGCACGGUGCAUUGAACAGCAAGGACACGUAUUGCUCAUUACGUGCACGCGUCGUUAUGUAUUGUAUAACAUUGUUUCGAACUGUCUUUAUUCCUACAUUUGAAUUAUUUACAACGAACGCAUGUUCAUGGAGUGUAUAUAAUAUAUUUGGAAACAUGAAAGUAAAUUACGCAGCGUCACUAAUACGAAUUUUACAAAUUAAGGAAGGAAUUUUACAAUGAAGGAGACUAAAGAUACAAACGUCCGUAUGUACUAUUGUAUUGUAUUACCGUCGGUAUUGUAUUCAAUACGGACUGCGUCUCAUUAUUUUAUUUAUCUUAAGAAUUUAUAUCCUUUGUAAUCUUAUUGUUAGUAAAAUAUACAUUACUAAAAAUAUUUUUCUGCUGUAUGUCUGUACGACGUAUUGUAACGUAUACAUGUUAAUGCAUAACGUAUUGUACUGUGUACGUAAUAGAUAGCAAGCUGACGAGACUCGCAUUUUUCAUUAUGUUUCACCGUUAAUAUUUUAGCCGUCCGAACUGAUUUGUAGGCGGAAAAUUACUUCCAAGGUUUACGCGAUAUUAUGCAAGCACCGCUCGCGACAUUGGUGCGCCAUAAUCAGCGCAUGUGUCGCGGCGAAAAGAAAGAUAGGCGGUAUAUCGGAUUUCCAGACGGCUCAGCGUUCAAUGCACGAAGUAGCACAACUUGUAAGCGGAUUUUCUGGAAUGCCAUCUGAAAUACUUCGUUAAACAUUUUGCGUUUUUUUUUUCUACUCAAAGUUUCAGCGUGCAUACGUGAAGAUCCAAGUUUACUCGGCGCGGGUCACCAAAAGCGGAACGUCGCGACGGUCAUUACUGGUUGUACAACUGACACGGUUAUGAGUAUAUCCAAUAAUGUUGUUCGAUGCAAAUGAGGUAAACGGUGAUACACGGAUAGCGAAGAACUCGAGAACAAGGUCAAAAGGUUACGCGACCGCUUACGUAACUCGACGAGGCUACUAACUGACCCGCCUCUAUGUACCUGUGCAUAUAGCAGGUACGGACAGAUCCCGGCGAAACGUUUUGUCUCCUAGAGAUAGUACAGUAACUAUAGCGCCGAAUGACGUCAUGGUGUGAUCGGGAUGGCCUUUAGUUACCGACGUCAUGAGCUUGCCAAGAAUCUGAGAAAUUUUGCCAAGAGAUAAUAGGAGCCAACGUGUCCUUUUAAUGAUAAGGUAUGAAACACAUAUAAAAACUGUUACAAUAAAUGUGUGGAAGUAAAAAAGGGAAAAGCUGGAUUAAUUUUGUUCUCAAUCUCGCUUUCGAUUCGUCUCGAGAUAUUUAGGGUGAACUUGAGUUCGCCAGAGAUUUUUGCUAAACGAUUACCUCAGCGAAAAUUGCUUUUUCUUUUCGAAGGGGAUGAAGUGGUUUGGACGAGGCUUAAGAUGCUCUCGGACGCCCGGAAGGCCUAGUUACGAGGAUGCUGCGGAGACUUUUCGAUCGAAGCGGUUACGAGGGAAAACGACGACGCGUGGGAAGCUGCGCGGCCGCCGAAUGUGUCUCCGCUACCCCGUUAAUGGAACAACAAUCCGAUCGAUGGCGCCAGUUCGUCGGUUUGAACUACCCUUGCCACCCCAGAAGAGGCCCGCGAAGUUCAAACGAGCCGAGGCGCACGUCACUGAAACGUAAGCGAGGAGGGA
Molecule: messenger RNA, 4886 nt
Organism: Vollenhovia emeryi
Lineage: Eukaryota; Metazoa; Arthropoda; Insecta; Hymenoptera; Formicidae
Product: venom serine protease 34-like
Exons: 7
Coding region: 114-1247 (377 amino acids)
Biological process (GO): proteolysis
Molecular function (GO): serine-type endopeptidase activity
Source: RefSeq, a predicted model, not a curated record